AUGUCCGGUACUGGAGAAGAAAUUUCUCAGGUACACUGGAAGCAGCAGUGGUUGGAAAACGGGACACUGUACUUCCAUGUGUCCAUGACUGAGUCUGAACUUUUAGCUCAGACCACACAACCCACUGCUCGGGAACCUGCUCAUGUGCUGCAUGAACACAUGCAUCUGCUACACAUCUCAGUUAUGGGAGGCCUCAUAGCUCUCCUCCUCUUAAUUCUCCUCUUCACCCUUGUGCUGUAUACCCGCCAUCGAUGGUGCAAGCGUCGCCGUAUCCCCCAAAAGAGUGCCAGUACGGAGGCCACACACGAGAUCCACUACAUUCCCUCUGUUCUCCUUGGACCACAGGGCCGUGACAGCUACCGAGGUUCUCGAAGCACACACCAGCAUGGCAGUUCUGUCAUUGGAAUGCCUAUUCGUGAGACCCCAAUUCUUGAUGACUACGACUGCGAUGAUGAGGUGGACGGAGGUGGACACUCACUUAACUCCACACCCAACCAGAUCCACAACAAGCUUAGUGAUGGAAAAGUCCUAGAUGACUAUGGAGUUAACGUUGGCAUCCAAGGACAUCCAGAUAUGAUGUGCAAGGAAGAUGAUAUUAAGCAUAAUUUUGACAAACGAGCCAUUGACCCAAACACCGAGUCAGUCGAGGAUUUGAUGCAGAGAUUCCAGGACAGUUUCCGUGUUCCCAACACGCCAACAGACAUGUCUCACUACCAGCAUGUCAUGCACAGCUCAUCAACAGGCCGCCGGAGGGUCCCGAGCCACUCCAGAGCAGCUGGAGGUGUGUUUGGUCCUCAAGGAGAAUCUGGAUCAGAGCCUGAAGAUGACAACCAAAUGAAGUUUUAUACAGAACAGCACAGAGGGCGAAGGCGCAGCAAAGGCCACCCACACAGUCCUCUAAAUAAGGUCACCUUGACACUGAUUACUAUCAGCACAUGUGUCAUUGCCAUUGUCUACGCUACGCAGGAUUCCUGCCCCCUCACUGUUAAGGUUACCCUCCAUGUGCCUGAGCAUUUUGUUGCGGAUGGAAGUAGUUUUGUGGUGAGCAUGGGCAGCUUCUUGGAUGUUUCUAAUUGGCUAAAUCCAGCAAAGCUAACUCUCUACUAUCAGACCAAUUCGUCCACACAGUGGGUCCAGGAUUACUGCGGCCAGAGAACCACUGAGCCCUGCGAACAGAUUUGUGACCAGGACACAGGGGAAUGUAGCUGUCAUGAGGGUUAUUCUCCUGAUCCCGUUCAUAAGCAUCUCUGCAUUCGCAGCGACUGGGGUCGCAACGAAGGUCCGUGGCCAUAUGCUAACUUGGAGAAAGGAUAUGACCUAGUUACAGGAGAGCAGGCCCCAGAGAGAAUCUUCAGAUCAUUCUACAGUCUGGGCCAAGGGCUGUGGCUGCCAGUCAGCAAAAGCUUUGUUGUGCCACCGGUAGAACUGUCAAUCAACCCCAUUGCCAGCUGUAAGACAGAUGUUUUGGUUACCGAAGAUCCUGGGGAGAUCAGGGAAGAGGCUAUGAUGUCGACAUACUUUGAAACAGUAGAGGACCUACUGGCAUCUUUUGGGCCUGCCCGUGACUGCUCAAAAGAUAACGGUGGCUGCAAAAAGAAUUUCAAGUGUGUGUCUGAUCGACAGUUAGACUCAUCAGGCUGCAUGUGUCCUGAGGGGCUGAGGCCAAUGAAGGAUGGCUCAGGUUGCUAUGACUACUCCAGGGGCAUUGACUGUACGGAUGGCUUCAAUGGAGGUUGUGAACAGUUGUGUCUCCAACAGCUUGUGCCCCUUGAAGAUGACCCCAGUUCCAGCAAUGUACUCAUGUUUUGCGGAUGCGUGCAGGAGUACAAGCUGGCAGGUGAUGGGCGCUCCUGUCUCCUGCAGUCAGACAACUGUGAUGGACCAAAAUGCCCAAAGCAGGAUGUCUACUUCAAUGACACCUUGUUUGGUGAGAUGCUCCAUGGAUACAACAACAAAAGCCAGCAAGUCAACUUGGGACAGAUAUUCCAAAUGACCUUCCGGGACAACAAUUUUAUUAAGGACUUUCCUCAGCUAGCUGAUGGUCUCAUGGUUAUUCCUUUACCAGUAGAGGAACAAUGUCGAGGAGUCUUGUCAGAGCCCCUGCCCAACUUGCAGCUACUCACAGGGGAUGCCCAGUUCAGCGAAGCAGUUGGGUACCCUAUGGUUCAACAGUGGAGAGUGCGCAGCAACCUGUACAAAGUCAAACUCAGCUCUAUUACCCUAGCUACAGGCUUUUCCAAGGUGCUGAAGACACUAUCAGCAGAGAGCACACGUGAGGAGCUGCUGGCUUUUCUUCAACAAUAUGGUAGCCAUUAUGUGUCUGAGGCCCUGUAUGGCUCUGAGCUCAGCUGCAGUAUUUACUUCCCCAGCAAGAAAACCCAGCAGCAGCUCUGGCUGCAGUACCAGAAAGAGGCAACAGACCAGGGUAUUGGUGGAGGCGGGCGUCGUGAGCUGAAGUCACUUCCCUUCAUCAGCUACCUGUCGGCACUGCAGAAGAGCCAGCUUUUAUCUGAUGACAUGGUGAAUGGCGUGGAGAUCCGCUGUGAAGAAAAGGGCAGCUGUCCAGCUGGCUGCCACCUAUGCAAUCACCAGGCCAUGAUGGGUGGAGUAUCAGGGAGAGGCCGCAGUGGUAACGGCAGGAGUGGAGAGCAGCCUUCCCCCAUCCCUGUUCUGCUGGAAGUCAGCCGCGUCGUGCCCCUUUACAGCUUGGUCCAAGACAACGUCACCAAAGAGGCCUUAAAGAGCGCCACAAUGAGCUCAUACUGGUGUGCUGGAAAGGGCGAUGUCAUCGAUAACUGGUGUCGCUGUGACCUGAGUGCCUUCAGCAAAGAUGGCCUGCCUAACUGCAGUCCCCUCAGGCAGCCGAUUUUGCGCCUAGCCCCUUACCUGGAGCCCUCAAGCACAAUGGUCGCCCUGGAGUGGAUGGAUGUGGAGCCUUUGAUUGGCUGCAAAGUUUCUGACUACAUCAUCCAGCAUAAACGAGUGGAGGAUCCCUCAGAGGCAGAGAUCUACACAGGUGAGGUUCUGAGCUUGAUGGAUGAUCUGUUUUCUGGUUUGGGUUCGUCCUGUGUUGUUGCUGGGAGGAGGAGUGGAGACCAUCCCCACUCUGUGCUAUAUUCAGUGGUCUUCAAGUGCCUGGAACCUGACAGCCUCUACAAGUUUACUCUCUAUGCAGUGGAUAGCCGAGGUAGUUACUCCGAAUCAAGCUUUGUGUCAGUACGGACAUCUUGUCCAGUGGUGGAUGACACACGAGCUGAAGAAAUUGCAGACAAGGUGUACAACUUGUAUAAUGGCUACACCAGUGGCAAGGAGCAGCAGAUGGCCUACAAUACACUGAUGGAGAUUCCUCCUCCACUUCUAUACAGAGUCCAGCACCAUUACAAUUCUCAUUAUGAAAAGUUUGGAGACUUUGUCUGGCGUAGCGAGGAUGAGCUAGGCCCCAGAAAAGCCAACCUGAUAUUACGUAGGGUGGAGAAGAUUAGCCUCUAUUGCCGGUCCCUCCUGCGCAGCACCCACAUCCAGAGCCGCACCGACACCAUGGCAUAUGUCUACUGCCGGAGUGAAGAGGGACGACCUCCUAACAAUAUGUGGCACGGCUCUUUACAUGACAGUCGCACUGCCUGCAUGGAAAAGCUCAUUUCUGUACAGCGUAACACAUACAGCAGCACCAAACUCCGAUGAGACAGGCGUUAAGAGAUGAGCAGUACAUCUUUUUUUUUUUUCUGCAAAAUUACAUCACUGAUUGAUGUACCUCUUCAGUACACUCUGCAGCAGGGGCCUCUCACUUGACGGUUGCAUUUUGCAAGCCAGCUGAGGCUAAAAGAAAAAAAAAAACUCACAGGACUUAAUUCACUGGACAUUGUGUUAAA
Messenger RNA from Archocentrus centrarchus (flier cichlid), 3869 nucleotides. RefSeq names its product astrotactin 2 (gene astn2). Gene Ontology annotation, molecular function: protein binding. Lineage: Eukaryota; Metazoa; Chordata; Actinopteri; Cichliformes; Cichlidae. Gene Ontology annotation, biological process: neuron cell-cell adhesion; neuron migration. Gene Ontology annotation, cellular component: endosome; membrane. The record is from RefSeq and is a predicted model, not a curated record. The coding region runs from base 1 to 3681 and encodes 1226 amino acids. The transcript has 22 exons.